CCCUGACCCGGACACCCACCACGAUGCAGUCCUUCGCCGUCUUCUGCGGCUCGGCACCCGGCAGCGCGCCCGAGUAUCUGGCUGCGGCGCGCGAUGUCGGCACGGCGCUGGCUCAACAACAACGACGCCUCGUGUACGGCGGCGGCGAGCGCGGCCUCAUGGGCGCCGUCUGCUCCGCCACGCUCUCCUCGGGCGGCGCCGCACUCGGCGUGCUGCCGCGCAUCAUGGUGAAGGCGCCCACUCGCGGGCCCAACGCCGCAGCGGGCACCGGCUCAGCAGAGGGCGCCGGCCCGAUGCAGCUCGACAACGGCACCGAAGGCACGCAGCGCCUCACCACCGUGCUCGUGCCCGACAUGCAUGCACGCAAGCUGCGCAUGGCCAACGAGAGCGAUGCGUUCUUGGUGCUGCCCGGCGGGUACGGCAGCUUCGAGGAGGCGUUUGAGAUGAUCACCUGGACGCAGCUUGGCAUCCAACGAAAGCCCGUCGUGUUCCUGAACGUCAACAAUUUCUACGACCCGCUCCUUGCGCUGGUUGAGCGCGGCGUUUCUGAAGGCUUCAUCACGUCCGCCGGACGGGCGCUGAUCACGCUGGUGUCCGAGGCCGAUGCCUCUUCAGCGGGCAGCUGGGGUGCCGCGGCCAUUCUCGCCGCCGAGAAGCUCGGUCCCGAGAUCCAAGCUGCCGGCUCGGGCUACUGGAACUGGUCUGCCUCUCAAAACGGCGCAAAGCAGCCUGCAGACGUGACGCAGCUGGCAUCCGCAGAGCGGGCUGUCGAUGUCAAGGACCUGACGUUUGCAUUCACGCAAGAGCGAGAGCCGGCGCUGGUCGACUGCAACCUCUCCCUCUCGCGCGGCUCGCGCUGCCUCCUGAUUGGCGCAAACGGCGCUGGCAAGUCUACGUUGCUGCGUCUGCUGGCUGGCAAGCGUCUGCCUGGACGGGAUGCGCACGUGCGCGUGUACGGCAAGGAUGUCUUCCACGAUGCGCCGCGCGGCAUCGUCUAUCUCGGCACGGAGUGGGCCAUGAACCCCGUGGUUCGCGGCGACAUUCGCGUCUCGCACUUUCUCGACUCAGUCGGGGGCUUCCGACACAAGGCGCGUCGUGAUCGCCUGCUCGACAUUCUGGACGUCGACAUCUCGUGGCGCAUGCAUCAGAUCAGCGACGGUGAACGCAGACGCGUGCAGCUGACGAUGGGCUUGAUGGAGGAGUGGGACGUGCUGCUCCUCGACGAAGUCACGGUCGAUCUCGACGUGCAGGUGCGCGCGGACCUGCUCAAGUUCUUGAGGAGCGAGACGGAGGAGAGAGGCGCCACCAUCAUCUACGCGACGCACAUCUUCGACGGCCUCUCCUCGUUCCCGACGCACAUUCUGCACAUGCAAAUGGGCCGCACCACCUCGUCCAUGCCCAUCACCUGGCCUCCGCGCGCCGACGGCGUCUGUCAAGAUGCGCUGCCCGUGCUGGACGAGAGCGGCAGCGAUGCCGAUGCGCUCUCCGAGGGCGAGCGCGGCACACUGCUGCCGACGGCGCUGGCGUGGCUGCGUGCGGAUCGCGAGCUGCGCAUCAAGACGGAGAGAGAGAGCGGCAAUGUCAAGCGAGGCGCGAAGGCGGGACAGGUAGAUACCGACAGCGAGACGUUCUACAAGAAGUACGACUACAACAACUAGAAAGCAGAGCAUGCGCAUCGUAGAGGAUGACUCGCAAAUGCAGCAUCUCGAGCACACGCAGGCGCGCGACGACGUGAUAGGGUAUCAGUUGAGAGUAAGGGUUCUACAUGGCGUGUGACGGGGGAAGCAGGUGGCUA
This is a messenger RNA of Tilletiopsis washingtonensis, 1795 nucleotides long. RefSeq lists its product as hypothetical. Gene Ontology annotation, biological process: cytokinin biosynthetic process. NCBI's taxonomy places the organism in Eukaryota, Fungi, Basidiomycota, Exobasidiomycetes, Entylomatales. The transcript is spliced from 6 exons. The record is from RefSeq and is a predicted model, not a curated record. Bases 24 to 1658 code for a protein of 544 amino acids. Gene Ontology annotation, molecular function: ATP binding; ATP hydrolysis activity.